GACUCUUCGGCCGACACUAUCGUCGGAAUCGAUAUCAACGGCGAGAAGGAAGCGAUCGCUCGACAGAUGGGUUGCAAUGAAUUCAUUAAUCCCAAGAGUUUGGACCAGCCGUUGGAAGAGGUGUUGAGAGCGAAAGGCAUUGAAUACGCCUUCGACUGCGUCGGCAAUGAGGACGUCCUCAACACCGCUCUCAAGAGUCUGACGCCGUGGGGAUCACUCACUGUCAUCGGUUUGGGUAAACGCGGGAACAAAGUGGAGACCAGUGUUGCGGAACUGCUGGAAGGCCGACAAGUGGCCGGCGGUUACUUCGGGAACAUGAAGCCUCGGGAGGCCAACCAGCGUCUGGUGGACAUGAUGUGCGCGGGAAAUCUGAAAAUCGACUCAAUGAUCACUCAUCGGAUGCGUUUGGAAGACAUCGGCCGCGCGUUUGAUGUCUUGAAAGCCGGAGAAACGAUCCGAACUACAAUUACCUGUCGAGCGGCCGUCCUAUGGAAAGAGGGCUCUCCGUUGACGGUGGAGACGAUAACCGUGGAUCCGCCAAAGAAGGGCGAAGUCCGCGUCCGAAUGGUGGCGGCGGGCGUUUGCGCGACGGACGCCCACUUCGUGUGGGGCUGGCCCACAGACCUGGCGCUCGACUUCGAGGGUCUGCCGGUGGUGUUGGGUCACGAGGGCGCCGGAGUGGUGGAGUCGGUGGGCGCGGGCGUGACGGCGGUGUCUGCGGGCGACAAAGUGGUGUUGAUGUGGAUGCCUGAGUGCGGUGUUUGCGACCUUUGCCGCAAUCCGAAGACUAACUUCUGCUCCGUCGGCAACUUCUACACCACGUUAUAUCACGACAACCGCGAGACGCGAAUGAAAGUCAACGGAAAACCGUUACUCUCUUUGGCCGGAACGUCCACUUUCUCCGAGUACGCCGUCGUCCGCCAAUCACAAGUCGCCAAAGUGAACCCUUCGGCCGACCUCAAGACGGGCUGUAUCAUUGGGUGCGCUGUGGGCACCGGCUAUGGUAGUGCCACGAAUAUAGCGCGGGUG
Messenger RNA from Oppiella nova, 1029 nucleotides. The record is from the annotation of a GenBank genome assembly. Lineage: Eukaryota; Metazoa; Arthropoda; Arachnida; Sarcoptiformes; Oppiidae.